Messenger RNA from Monodelphis domestica (gray short-tailed opossum), 6696 nucleotides. RefSeq names its product meiotic double-stranded break formation protein 1 (gene MEI1). Gene Ontology annotation, biological process: meiosis I. The record is from RefSeq and is a predicted model, not a curated record. NCBI's taxonomy places the organism in Eukaryota, Metazoa, Chordata, Mammalia, Didelphimorphia, Didelphidae.
CUCCACUGAGGGCCUCGUCUUUCUGUUUUCCAUUGCACCUUUGUAUUGUCUCCACCCCUUCCACUCUGGCGCAUGCGCCUUCCCUGUCCUGCCUGCAAGCUUCUUGCCUGCUCGCUGCCGCUGUGCCUCUUGCCUAAGGUUCUGUGCUGCUCUCCCUUUCGCUAUUCUUCCAGCUUUCAUGUGUACCCCACCCCCGUGCUGGAGGUCUCGACACCCCGGCCGCGUCUUUCUGUAUGCAGAUGUACAUAUGCGCGUUGUUUUUAGAGCCUCACCACCCCGUGAGCGAGAGAAUGGGGAGUAUUGGUGUUCUCCCCACUUUACAGAGGUGGAUCUGCCGAGGGACACACAGAAAGUGUCUGGGAUGGACUCUGGGGGCAAGUCUUACAGAUUCCAAGGCUGGAGCCCCGGGACAUAAACCCCCUGGGGCCCUGCCCUCCCUCUCCACUCCACAUAGCAGGCCCCUUUUCAGAGGGUUCCAGAAGCAAACUUGUGGGAGGGCCCCCACCCCCACCCCACUUCAGCACCUUUCCUGCCUUCUCCCUGCCAGGAUUCCAGGUGCCCCUAGCCCUGCCCCUUCCUGGCACCCAGGCUUCUCAGCCUCAGCUCUCCCUCAUCUCCUCCCUUGCUCUUUCUGCAGUCAUCUGUUCAUUCAGGUGCCUACUGUAUGCCACACACUAAGCCGGGGAUGUAAAAGCAAACCAGUUCUUGUUCUCAGUAAUGGGUUUUGCUCUGUGCUAGGCCCUGGGGAGAUAGAGAAUCCUUACUCAAUACUUGCCUUAUAACUAGUCCUGAAUGCUAAGCCCUCCAUCCUUUGGUGUCCCCCCUCGGCCCUGGGCCCCAUCUUCCCCAUCCAAGCCCCUCUUCUGUUCCUAGACCCCAGAACCCGACUCUCAGUGGCUUCAUUCACUUAGAUUCAGAACUCCCUUCAACACUCAAUGAUUCCUCUUUGCCCUUUCUGAGUCGUCACCCCAAAUCCGGUCUUAUAAUUGAUUCAAGCAGAGAUGAAAUAGGUGAGGAAAUGACUGUAAGGAAAGGGGAACUGAUAAAAAGGCCAGAGAACAAAACAAAUCCCAGCCUCUAGGGUAGCUUGAGCUUUUAUGAUUUAAUGCCCAGAUGCCUUUUCCCUUUAAUGGAUUGAGUUCUGCAACCAAUGGACUCCGUUGUUGUUUAGUUGGGUUGGACUCCCUGACCCCGUUUGGGUAGAAAUACUGGAGAGGUUUGCCACUUCCUUCUCCAGCUUAUUUUACAGAUAAGAAAACAGAGGCAAACAGGGUUAAAUGACUUGUCCAGGGUCCCACAGCUAAAUAUAUAUACACACUUUGGAAUCUGAGGUUGAAUUUGAACUCAGGAAGAUAAGUCUUCCUGACUCUGGGCUAACUGCCCUUUCUCUGUGUCAGUGAGUUUAUGAAGCUUUCUGGGCUUCUCAAUCUCCUGGUGACUUUGACACUUUUCACCACAAGGUGUUACUGAUGCUCCACUAAUUUUUUUAGUCAGUUGUCAAUGGCUUUUUUUUUUUGCUUCCAGAUUGAUUAUUUUUAAAAGGAUGUCAGAAAGCUAGUCCAAGAAUCUCCACCCCCCCCCCCCUUUUAAAAAUUUUUACUUUCUGUCAAGGGCAAGGCUUAAGCAAAGGGAGUUAAAUGAUUUACCAAUGUCACACAGCUAGGAAGUUUCUGAGGCCAGAUUUAAGCCAAUGUCCCCCUGAUUCCAGGUCUGGUGCUCUAUCCACUGCGCUAUGUAGCUGUCUCUUAGUCCAGGGAUUCUUAACCUGAGGUCAAUGGAUAAACUUUAGGUACUUAUCCAUUGACCCCAGGUUAAGAAUCUAGACUCCUCUAAGUAGUCAGUCUGGCAAAGCCUAGGAUCCCCUUCUCAGAAUUGUGUUUUUAAAUGCAUAAAAUAUAUAAGAUUACAAAAGAAACCAAAGGUCGGUUAAUGUAAAGAUGCCAUUUUUUCCUGUUUUUAAGUAAUUCUUUUCAUUUUUUUGUGCUUCUUUUACCAAUUGGCCUAUUCUGGUUUUUUAAGCUAUUAAUUUCUUCAGUACUUUUUUGUGCCUCCUUUACCAAGCUAGUGGCCAUUUUCCCAAGAUCUUCUUGUAUCAUUCAUUUCUUUUAUCAGUUCUUCUUCUCCCUCUCUUAUUUGAUUUUUAAAAUCCUCUUUUAGCUCUACCUUAAUUCUUAUUUGACUUGAGAGCAAUUCCUAUUUUCUUGAAAGUUUUUGAUGCAAAAGUAUUGACUUUGUCGCUGCUUUCUGAUUGUGUGUUUUGGUCUUCCCUGUCACCAAAAUAUCUUUCUAUGUUGAGUGUCUUUUUUGUUGUUUGCUUAUUUCCCAGUAUUGUUCUUUUCUUUGAACUAGAAACAAAAACAAAAGCCAGCUGUUAAUGUUGGGCUCAGCAACUCUGGGGAAGGGAAUGAGCAUUGCUCCAAGCUUCAGAUUUUUUGUGCAGCUGCCUUCAGAGCUAGUUCUGGACAUUUAGAAGUUUUCAGUUCUUUCACGGUGGAAUGCCGUAACGCUGUGUUUUGGUCUCUGGUGCGCAAGAAACACAUGCUGUCCUGCCUCCACGAUGCCCUCCUGCGGCACCCCAGGGAGGUCACACACCUUUUUGCUCAGAACGAGAUGGUCUGCAUCCGCCUCCUAGACGUUCUUUUUGGACUACUUCGAAGUAUAGAUGAUGUCAGUGUGCUGGAAUUCACUAUUCAAGUCCUUGUUCAGCUUCUCAUCCAACCGAAGCUGGAGCCGUAUAUUCACUGCUUGCUGGAAGAGUGUCAGAAAGAGCUUUGUAACAUGCCCACCAUGGAGGGCAGCCUGGCCAUCGUGACUCUUCUGGGUAAAGUGGUGGAUGCCAUCCCUUCCCUUGCUGAGAUACUUGUGGUAGAACAUGGUAACCUCGUGGAGCAUCAGUUGAGGGGUCUGAUGUACCCCAAUGAGGCAGUGAAGGCUGCAGUCUGCUAUCUGUAUGGGAAGCUAUACUCCUCUCCCACCGUGGCAGAGAAACUCUCAGACCAUUUCAGGGAGAAACUGUGUCCCCUCUUUCUUACCACACUGGACAACGCUCAGACGAAGGAGCUGCAGGUUAACUGCAUGGGUUUGCUGAGACAGCUGCUGAAAUAUGACCCUUUUGUGUCUGUUAUAAUGAGCCGGUCAGGGGAGGCAGGGAUUUCUGAAAAUGCUGAGAUGCCACCCAAAGAAAGCACCCUCCCCUUAGUGCUGAAAAAGCUGCUGCUGUCCAGAGACGAAAUCUUGCAGGUAGCCAGUGCCCACUGCAUGGUGGGUGUGCUGGUCCAUUCUCCUGGGAAGUAUGCCCAGACCUUCAUCUACGCAGACAUCCCAGAGUUCCUGUUUGAGCAUCUCUCAUGCACCAACGAGGUCCUCCUCUGGCCUGUGUACAGCUGCUUGUUGCUCCUGACUGAAGAUCGCCUCUUCUUCUCCAAGUGCCACGCUGUGUAUGGGAUUGAGUCGCUGGUACGGAGCCUGAAGGGAAUCUUGCAGCUGAACAACUCUGAACUCCUGAAGCAGGGUCUGCUGCUUUUCAAAGAGAUCCUGAAGCGGCAGCCAGAGGAGAUCAAGCUUUUUACAAACUCGGCCACCUGCAAAGAUGCCAGUUGGGUUCUCCAGGAGGCAAUUGGCAGCUGUGUUCAGGAGGUUGUGAUGGAGGCGAUCGAUGCUGUGGCAGCUUUUUUCAGGACGGACCACCUGAGUUCACCACCUGUGCCAUAUGGAGAGCUCCAGGCCUUGUUGCAAACCCUGCUGGCCCGCUGUGCAGACCUGGUGCUGCCCUUGAGGCCUCUGCCUCUCCCAGGGGGUCACCCAUCGAGCCGAGAUCCUGGCAGAGCUGGGCAGCAGCAGGGGAAGAUCCUUCAUGGUGCCCUGAAGGGCUUUCGAAAUGCCUGCAGACUUGCGGUGGAGUUUCAGAAUGACCCGUCAGCCCGGGAGAACCCCUUCACGGCUCCCAGCAGCGACAAGAAAGACACCCUGGAGACCUUCUCCGAGUUCCUCCUGAGUGCCUGUGACUCUCUCUGCAUCCCCGUCGUCAUGAGGUAUUUUGAGCAGGACUCUCACCCCGCGCUGAUGGAGACUUUCUUCUUGAUUGUGAGCAACAUGUUCGUCAUCGUACCCCGCAUGAAGGAGAAAUUCUCCAAGAAGCUGGCUUCCUCCUCCUUCAUCAGACUGACCAUGGAGCUGAAGGCCCGCUUCUGCAGCGGACAGAGACACCCAGCCCUGAAUCAGGCGUGUUCCAAUUUCCUCCACUGCCUGUGCCUCAACCUCUUUUCAGCUUUGGAGAAGAAGGCACCAUCACCCAGAGAGGGGUCCUCUGUGGUGGCCAGCAUCCUGCGCCAUCGUCUGCCCCACAUAAACACGGGAGGCCCUGAAAGCCUGGCCCUCCUGUCUGAUGCCCUCUAUGUGGACGAAGCCACGCGCCAGCGCCAGUACUGCCUCGUUCUCCUCUUCUACCUUGGGCAUAGCCACAAUGACAGGUUUGUUCCAGAGGCAGAGUUAUUUUCAGCCUUGAGAAGCCUCCUCCUGUCCAUCCAAGACCAGGGAGAGAGCCCUCCUCCUGCGGUUUUCCGGGCAGUCCUUUACCUCCUCGUGGUGUGUCAGGACAAAGGGGAACCUCUAGAGAAGGCCCCGCUCAGUGCCCUAAGGAAGAUGCUGGAGGCCGUCUCAGAUCUCAGCUUGGUCUACAGCCACCAUCCUUAUACUCUCAAGUUCUUCCUGAUAUACCCAGAGUUGCUAAGCAGGUUUGGCCACCGAGUGCUGGAGCUUUGGUUUUCCUGGGAAGACCUGGCCUUCGAUGCCCCCUCGAGUGCUCCUGCUCUUCCAGACCAUGUUGAUCUCUUGCUGCACAUCCUGAAGAGUACUUCCAGCGUCCUGCUCAUCUUACUGGACCUCGUCUACACCAGCUCGAUGGACAUAGCCCGAAAAGUGUUGAUGGUCCUGAGAGCCUUCCUCAAGAACAACGAGGACGUUGAGGUGGGGAGCCUUCUCCGGGGACACUUCUUGCAGAUCCUGCAGCAGCUGCUGCUGGAGAGUGGGGCUGCCCCCCUGCAAGCCAGCAGUAACCUGCCCCUGCUGCUCAGCCUGCUCUUCUUGGUGCAGCCAAGGGACGAGGCCCAGAGAGAGCUGGACAGCACCGAUCUGAAGCUGCUCCACCAGGUGAGUAACCUGUGCGGGAAGUGCAGCCUGGCCCAUGUGGAGAUCCUGCAGUCCUCCUUCAACUUCCUGUACUGGAAUCUACAUCAGACCACACCUGGCAGCCGGAAACAAGCAGUGGCUGUACUUCUGUCCAGUGCUCCUUUCCUCGUGCUGCUGCAGAAGACUUUGGGGCACACGUGGACAGAGCCAACCGGGACCUGUGUGCUCCUGGGGCCCUCCGCGAAGGGGGCGGCCCUCCUCUGUUCAGCGUGGCUGCUCACAGCCUCCCUCUCAGCUCAGCAGCACCUUGGAGGGUUGGAGGUCCAUCAGACACUCACUGUACAGCUGGAUAAAGUCUUGCAGGCCCUCACUUUGAGGAAGAAAGCCGCCCUGUUCUCAGCCAGCAUCCUGCGCUUCCUCCGGACAACCCUGGAGCAGAAGUUCUCCUCUGCCCUGGUGACACUGGUCAGCUCUGCCUCCCCCGGGCAGUUGCCCUCUCCAGAGGAUGCAGCCCUAUCCCCACUGUCACUGCACCAGGUCUUGUCCCUUGUCAUCAGCCUACAGAACCUUCUAGUGCAGAAGGACCUGCUGCUGACCCAGGCUGUGGUUGGCUGCCUGGAGGCCCUGUUGGACUACCUACAAGCAAAGAGCCUGGAUGUCGCCCUGCACGUGGCCUCUCAGCCCUGGAAUCGCUUCUUGCUGUUCACUCUCUUGGACGCCGGAGACAAUUCUUUCUUCAGCCCAGAGCUCCUGCGGCUCAUGACCCUGUUUGUGAGGUUCCGGAGCAGAAACAUCCUCUCCCAGGAUGAUCUGGGCCAUGUCCUGCGAGAGACAGCCAAGCUCGAGUUCUCGGAGCUCCCCACGGCCACCCUGCGUGCCCUGUACAGCUUCCUCAGCCAGGUUCAGAGGACAGGCUCCCUGCCGGGCCCAGCAGGGUCUGCCACCAUCCCGGCCCUGCUGGAGGCUCUGUCGGACAGGACUCGGACCCAGCCUCCCCAGCAGGAUUUGGUGUAUCCUUUUCAGCCCUGGGAGGGGGUUGGCCGGCCAGGGGUGGGGGUGGAUGGGAAGGGGUAGAGGGGAGUAGCAUCAUCUCUCCCCGUGGCCCCCUCCCCCAUCUCCAGGAUUGGGUGGCACCUUCUGAGGGGAUGCUGGGAGUGGGGGGUGGGCUAGAAGGAAAAUCUUCUGAGGGUCGGGCACGUGCCCUCUCCCUCUUGGAAGCUUUACAGAGGGGAUCCUGGGGCAGCUGGGGGUGCCCUCGGGGUCCUUUGAGGGAGGAUGCCCAGGAGCUCCUCCAGGCCCCCAGAGGGGCCGCUCCUCCCCUCCAGCAGGCGCCCUAGAGGCCCUGCUCUCCUGGCCAGGCCUUUGGAGCCCCCUGGCUCCCUUUGUGGUUGUCCUCUCAUGCCCGCGCCGUCAGCUGCCUGGGAGGGGUGGCCGUGUCCUUCUCCCACAUCCGGGACUGAGCCGGCGCCGGGGAGGCCGGGAAGCUUGGACGCCGAGAAGGGGACAGCCGUUUGCAGCGUGCUAGUUGAGCUGCUAGGAAAUAAAGCCUGGAUGCUCCGUCUCCUCCCA